This is a messenger RNA of Durusdinium trenchii, 387 nucleotides long. NCBI's taxonomy places the organism in Eukaryota, Dinophyceae, Suessiales, Symbiodiniaceae. The record is from the annotation of a GenBank genome assembly.
AUGGUUCUGCAAUGGCGUGCGGCCCAAACCAGAUUCAACCAUCUUUCAGAAGAUGCCCUUCGACCUGGUCGCAAGGACAAUGCACAUGAGCUGUUCAAAGUGGAUAUCGAUGCUGCAGAUGAAGCUAAGUUUCGCGUUCCCCGCAACACCUCCAGUGCAAAGGCUUUAGAGGGCCUCUGGAGACCUCAGUUGCAUUUGCACGGAGCUCUGUUCUGGGGAGUUGCCGAAUGUUAUUGGAUCUUGGAGAGUGAUGUCCCCAAAGAUCCGGGAACGGAAGCAACCAUCUUUGCUUACGCCAUGGACACUGCCAUGGAGGAGUUGAAAAAGCGGGAUACCAGUCUUCCCCACCAUUGUGUGCUUGAGGCAGAAAUUUUCAGUUUAUGUUGA